Molecule: messenger RNA, 3559 nt
Organism: Panicum hallii
Lineage: Eukaryota; Viridiplantae; Streptophyta; Magnoliopsida; Poales; Poaceae
Exons: 4
Coding region: 1002-3395 (797 amino acids)
Source: RefSeq, a predicted model, not a curated record
CUCCUCUGGGCGUUGCUCUUCCAUGUUGGGAUCGUUAGUAGGCCGGGUGAACCCGAUUUCACAGCAGCUACUGCUGGCGUUGUUUGAUACGUGUGGCUCCGAUCGUAACGUAUCUGGGGUCCAGACGCGCGCCAUGCCGGCGAUGAUGGCGUUCAUUGCUGCCGCCGCCCGGCGCGUCUGCCUUUCUUGCGGGCUUCUGCUUGGGCGUCGUCUCUGCGUCUCCAGAGGCAAAAGCACGGCGCGUCGGGCAACAAGAGCACUGUACUGCAUGCACGGUGAGUACUUUGAUGAGGUGCUUGCCGUCCAGCACAAGACUAGAAUGAGGAAUGUUUGGUCCAGCUCUGCUGGAUUCGACUUUUUGCUGGGCUAGUGGCCUUCCCCUUGCAUUGGACAAAGUGACUAGCCAUGCCAGAUGCCAGCACCGACAAAGAAAAGGAAGCACGUACGGCGCGGUUAGCUUUUGGCCGCGGCCCAAGGUGCUGCUGAUCGAUCAUCAUAGGCAAUCGUGCAAGCAUACACCUACGUUCCCUGAAUAAUCAGGACCAGGAUUACAUUAGAUGCAUGGUCAUGGUCUUCGAAGAUCUAAGGCUGUCGCAAGCUAGCAAAGCAAAAGUUAAAAGCAGGAGGCCUAAAGCGCAGGCUAAACCCACGUUUUGCCUUUGCUGCUCCUACUACCCGACACAGGAAAAAUAUAGAGCCGGCGGAUCGAAAGGAUGUACUAGGUACGAACAGUCAAAGGCUCAAAGCAGACUGCAUGUGGGCAAAGCUAGAUUCUUUCGAAUGAUAAAAAGGCACCAGGGCGGCAAGGAAUAAAGAAGCGCACGCCUCUUCAACCAUAACACCUGAACUGCUAUGGAUGUGGUAUGGCAGUUGCAAUGCCCUUCAGGUUGAUGCAUGCUUACUCUUGCAUAUGGCCUCUGAUCUGCACAAGUCUUUGAGCUAUACAUGGGUGAGGCCAUUGCAUGCCCAGCUAGAUCUCCACCCAAAUUACGCUAGGCUCUAUGGAUCCAGAGAGUCCUACCGGGACCUGCUCCAAUGCUGCAUUGCAGGAGCAGUUGCGCUGCCCCAGCCUUGCCGUGGCAGCCUUCUACGACACCAUGGAACGGCAGAUAUGGUUGGGGAACGCGCUGCUGCUCACGGGCGCGGCCAUGACCGGGGUCAUGGUCGGCAUAGGCAGCUACGGCCGGCGCUACCGCCACCACCGCUUCACCCGCUUCAUCUUCCUCGGAGCCAACACGCUAUUCCUGCCCAUCAUCUCCUACGUCGUCUCCACCCUCGGCGACAACUCCAACGACUACGUCAACCUGCACAAGGACCGCAUGACGACCUUGGCCGCGUUGUGUGACUCGGUGUUCCACCCCUGCAUGAUCAUAACAUGGGCGUUCCUUUUCCAGAUCGCAGCGAUCAAUACUACCUCGGUGGUCGCCAUUGAUAGCAGGGAAGGUCGUAAGGUUCGGCCUCCUCCGGAGCUGCUUCUCAGGGGGAUCUGGACCUUCUACCUGGGUGCCAGCAUCACAGAGAAACGUUUCUUCCAUGGGCUCUUCCGGUUCUCACCUACUGAAGACCACGGACCGCUCACUCUCAUCUGUUCCAAGAUUAUGUUCACUCCCUUCGCUCUCCUGUGUGCCAAAAUUUGGCUCAAAUGUUACUCAUUUGGAAAGGCCCGGAAAUCCUUUGCGCUAGGGCGCAAUCCUAGUCUUGUUUUUGGGUACACGCAGCAGCUACUACAACAGCAAGGAAGAAGCCGGAAUGGUGAGGAUGCACUUCCUCCUGCACUCCUGGUUAUGGGAGAAGACAGCAGGAAAGUGGAGAAGCAACCUUGGGGGUAUGUGUUCAGCGAGACAUGGACACCGCCUACUGACAGCACUGGCUUGGUGACCCUUGACACGGUUUGGCAGUCGGACCAGACGAUGCUUCCCACAUCAACGCCAAGACCAAAAGACCUGUGCCUGUCCUUUGCAUUGUUCAAGCUGCUGAGGUGUCGAUUUGCGAGGUACGACCUCGCAAAUGUUGGGCUCAAGUUUUUCUGGAGCUUGUUGCUGAAGGACAGUGAGCAUGACAGGGUCUUCAGGGUGAUUGCAGACGAGCUCUCGUUCCUUAACGAUUACUACUACUCAUCACUCCCAAUAUCCUACUCGAAGUGUUGGCUACCUAUCCUGAGCGUCCUGAUCUCAGUCUUGAGCAUAGGCUACUGCGUCGUGGCUGCGUACUUCAUCGUUGUAUUCGCAGCUCAGGUGCACAAGCAAGGCCGCAAUCAGAUCCACUGCGCGUUCUGGUGCAAUAAGCUGCAGGUGGUAAGCGAACCACGGUCUAAAAGGUUUGGGAGCUUGUACUUUGAUGUGGUGCCGGAAUUUAUGCUUCUUGUUUUGGUCCUAAUCGCUGAGGUGAGGGACUUGUCUUCCUACAUCUGCUCCAACUGGACAAAAGUAGCCCUCAUAUGCCACUGUGUAAAAUCUGCCACACUGCAGCAUCCACUGGGAGUGCCUAAAUGGAUUGCUAGCCUUUUACUGCAGUGCAGAUGCAAGAUAACUGAUCGUUGGGAUGAAAAAAUAGGCCAGUGUUCAGUAUUGGUGCUUCAGCCAACUGCAAGGACAACCCUGGUUGGUCUUCUCAGUCGUCUCUUCCAUUUGCCGGAUGAGAAGAGGAGGGUUGAGUUGCCAGUGGCAGUGAAGGUUUGCAUUGUGGAUGCGCUUAGAACCGCUGCCAGCAGCAAUGGGUGCCGACUAGGCAAUGGCAGAACAUCUCUGAACCGGAGCCAAGUUGGAAAAGGCUUCCUCUGGGCCUGCAAUGGCAAGAGCACGUCUGAUAUCAUACUUACAUGGCACAUCGGCACAUCCAUCCUUGAGGUGAGGCACCCUUUUCGCCAUGAUGAUCAAGAGCAAGGUUCUUCGCCGGUUUCAGACCGACAUAAGAUUGCUGCCACUCACUUGUCACGGUACUGCGCGUACCUUAUGACCUGGUCCCCGGAGCUUCUUCCUGACGAGGAAGCAUGGAGCAAGGGCCUGUACGAGGCUGUCAAGGAGGACACAGAGCGUGUCCUCGCCGACCGCAUCACUAUGUCAGGGCCGCCAUUGACGCCUGAAGCUGAGUACCAGGAACUGGUGAAGCUGCUCAGUGCAGGCUCCAAACAUUCGGUGGUGAUGAAUGGCGUGUGGCUCGGAAAGCGGUUGGUCGAGUUGGUUGAGGGCGAGGAGACAGCUUGGGCAAUCCUGGCUGGCUUCUGGGCGGAGAUGAUCCUGUACGUCGCGCCGUCCAACAACCUGAAAGGGCACAGGAAGGCCGUCGCCCGCGGCGGCGAGCUGAUCACGCUCCUCUGGGCGUUGCUCUUCCAUGCUGGGAUCGUUAGUAGGCCGGGUGAAACCGGCGGUGCUGCUAGCGCUGGUGGUGUUGUGUAAUGGCCUGAUGGGUGGCUGCUAGCUAGUCUAGUGUGCAAAGCUGGCAAGCAUGCUUCAAGGAUGGUUUUCUUGAUAUUGUGUGGUAACACUUCUUUCAAUAGUUGAGUCCUUCUAUUGAGCCAUAGAAUAGAUGACACCAUCAUUCACAGUAAUGAUAUUUUUAC